UUCCUUUCUAUUGUACUAGGACAAUGUUUAUCACUACUAAUUUGUGGUACGGCUGUUACUUCAGGGUUAUUGCAAAGCAUGUCUGUAAAUGUUCCAACAGCACAGAGUCUGGCAUGUUUUUGUUGUCUCACUUUGAUAUUUAACAUAUGGAAUAUCAAACUUGUUGGUUUGGCCGGCUAUAAUGAUAUUUUCAGAAAUAGGACCUUAAAGUACAUGUUCCUUGGUAUUUUAGAAGUCGAAGCUAAUUAUUUUAUCAUAAAGGCCUAUCAUUAUACUUCAGUUACGAGUGUUCAGAUAUUAGAUUGCUUAACAACUCCAACUGUAUUGCUCCUUUCUAAAGUUAUUCUGAAGAGGAGUUUCAAAUGGUCGAAUUAUUUAGGGGUUGUUAUUUGCCUCGUUGGAGCUGGAUUACUUGUUUUAUCAGAUGUUUUAACAGGCAAUCAUGAAAAAUCCGAACUAUCUUAUAAUUUAUCUCAAAGCUGGAAAGGGAAUUUGUUAUGCAUUUUAGGUGCUGUAUUGUAUGGUGUAUCUAAUAUAUGUCAAGAAGCUAUUGUAUGUAAACAUGGGAGUAUCGAAUAUCUGGCAAUGAUCAGUUAUUUUGCCAGCAUAGUCAGUGGAGUUCAAUUUGCUGUCUUCGAAAGACAUGACUUUUUGAAGGUUGAUUUUUCGCUCUUGUUUAUUAGUCUUCCUUUUGCCUUUUUUGCAUUAUGCUUAGUUGUAUUUUAUUCGUUGAUGUCUUAUGCUAUCCAUAAAACAUCAGCAAUAUCAGUGAAUUUGAACUUGUUGUCCUCUGAUUUUUUUUCACUGCUAGCUGGAAUUUUUCUUUUUCAUUAUAAAUUUCAUCCUUUGUAUUUUGCAUCAUUCUCUCUAAUAAUUUUUGGUGUUGUAAUGUACAAUCUGCAAUCGGUAAAAUCUCAUUACGAAGAAGAAGCAGCGUCAAUGUCAGCUGUCGUGACAAAAGAAGCUAAUGAAAUUGUGUUGGAAGAAACAAACUGA
Molecule: messenger RNA, 996 nt
Organism: Helobdella robusta
Lineage: Eukaryota; Metazoa; Annelida; Clitellata; Rhynchobdellida; Glossiphoniidae
Exons: 7
Biological process (GO): transmembrane transport
Cellular component (GO): membrane
Molecular function (GO): transmembrane transporter activity
Source: RefSeq, a predicted model, not a curated record